AUGGGUUGCGGAAGCUCUGUGCAGCAAGUGAAGUACGACCCGUGGGAUGCGUACGAUUGGGACUCGUUGCCGCAAGGAUACAAGCAGCAUUGGGAGGUUCUCGGCUUUAACCGAGCAAGUUGGAACGGAAACAUUCCUGAGCCUCGAACUCUCUCCACGGCAUGGUCUCAACUCUCCCCGGCUGAGAGGAACUCUGCGACCGCUCUAGGCUACAACCAGCGAAUGUGGGACAAUGGCGAGGAAUUAACCAUGCUUCCUCCCCCUCCAGCAUCUCAGCAGAAGCAGCAGCAGCAGCAGCAGCAGCAGCAGCAGCAGUAUCCCCAGCAGUAUCCCCAGCAGUAUCCUCCGCAGCAGGUUCAGAACGCCAAGUUCUGUCAAAAGUGUGGCGCUCAGGCGAGCAUGGCUCAGAACUUCUGCAACUCGUGCGGACAGCAGCUGGGCAUGGCUGCUCCUAUGGCGAACAAUGGAGGAGGAGCUCCUCCUGGUUACGUGCCGACAGGAUACAUGAUGCCGAAUGCGAAGCCGAACCCUGGGUACAAUCAGAAUAUGCCGAAUGCUGGGAUGUACAACAAUCAGUACGUUCCACAGCAGCAGCAGCAGCAAAUGAUGGGUCGACCUGCCGGACGGAUGGGGAUGGGCGGGAUGGGCGGGAUGGGCGGGAUGGGCAGGAUGGCAGGAGCAGGGCUGGCAGGAGGAGCAGCAGGGUACAUGCUGGGGGAUGGUUCCAUGUCAGGUGUGCUGGCAGAGGGAGCAGAGUUAAUGCAGGACGGUUACGAGGCCGUAGCGGACGGCAUGGAAGAAGUAGGAGGAUACAUGGGAGACGCGUUCGAGGCAGUGCAGUCUGCGGACUACGGUGGCAUGAUGGAGUCAGCAGGGGACGCGAUGGAAGACUUCGGAGAGUCGGCAGGAGGAUUCUUCGAGGAUGCGGUGGGGGCGAUAGGAGACUUCUUUUAA
Guillardia theta CCMP2712 is the source of this 954-nucleotide messenger RNA. RefSeq lists its product as hypothetical. The coding region runs from base 1 to 954 and encodes 317 amino acids. NCBI's taxonomy places the organism in Eukaryota, Cryptophyceae, Pyrenomonadales, Geminigeraceae. The transcript has 3 exons. The record is from RefSeq and is a predicted model, not a curated record.